Messenger RNA from Vicia villosa (hairy vetch), 1126 nucleotides. RefSeq lists its product as uncharacterized. The record is from RefSeq and is a predicted model, not a curated record. Bases 98 to 799 code for a protein of 233 amino acids. Lineage: Eukaryota; Viridiplantae; Streptophyta; Magnoliopsida; Fabales; Fabaceae. The transcript has a single exon.
UACAUUAUCCUUGAAUACUUUUCUUGUCAUCACAAAACCACUAACUAAUCCUCUCCUCAAACCUUCUCUUACUUAAUCAAAAAGUUCUAAAAAACCAAUGUCUGCAGAACAAGUUUUGAAGUUGUUAGAUACCAACUGGUUUGAGACAUCAAUUCUCACCACCAACAAAAAACCAUCUUCACCUUUACAUUCAACAACAUUACUAGAUUCAACCUCAAAGUCCCAUGAAGAAAACCAUGUUUUUCUAGACACACAACUCCUUAGAAUUCCAACACUUCAAGUAAGGUCCUUUAGCGACGAAAACUUAGGAUCCAAAAUCGGUUCUUUCUCCGAUUCUCUUUCACCAAACUCCGUCCUCUUACCACAGAAACUGAAACCAAUUCUCUCAGGUAAAGAAGUGAAAGAAUUCACAUCAGAAAAAGAAUCAACCGAUGCGAAAAAGGCUACUCGUCAACGUACUCAUAGAGCCCGACUCAGAAAAGGUAAGAAAACUAGUAGGAGUUUUUCAGAGCUUGAGUUUAAGGAGCUAAAAGGGUUUAUGGAUUUGGGAUUUACAUUUUCCGAGGAAGAUAAGGAUUCAACAUUGGUUUCUUUGAUACCUGGAUUGAGCAAGAAACAACACAAUGUUGAUGAUGAAAGUGUGAUUUGUAGGCCUUAUUUAUCUGAGGCUUGGGAUCUUAUACAGAAAAGAAAAGUGAAUCCUUUGCUUAAUUGGAGAGUACCAACUCUUGGCAAUGAGAUUGAUAUGAAGGAUAAUCUCAAGUUUUGGGCUCACACAGUUGCAGCCACUGUGAGAUAACAAGAAUCAACAAGUUUUCCUUUCUUUCUAGUGAUCAAUGUUUCAAGUGCAAUCUUCUUGAUUUUCUUUGGAGAACUUUUUCUUGUAUAUAUUUGAAUAAUGUACUACACUUCCCAACUCCGAUUGUAGUCUUUUUACACUGUGAAUCAACUACAAUUUUUUUCAUCAUAAAAGACGGUGAAUAACAAUAUCUGUAUGACUAUUUUUCGAUAAUGCUUUUUCGUGACCGUUUUCGCAAAAUGGUUGAUUUUUAAAAACUUCAUUAUAAUGUUUUCCAGAAAGAAUUUUGUUUUGUUUAAUCCAAGUGCAUUAAGAUAGUGUUUCUUC